This is a messenger RNA of Scophthalmus maximus (turbot), 5267 nucleotides long. RefSeq names its product zinc finger and BTB domain containing 21 (gene zbtb21). Bases 205 to 3261 code for a protein of 1018 amino acids. Gene Ontology annotation, cellular component: nucleus. Gene Ontology annotation, biological process: regulation of transcription by RNA polymerase II. The record is from RefSeq and is a predicted model, not a curated record. Gene Ontology annotation, molecular function: RNA polymerase II cis-regulatory region sequence-specific DNA binding; DNA-binding transcription factor activity, RNA polymerase II-specific; protein binding. Lineage: Eukaryota; Metazoa; Chordata; Actinopteri; Pleuronectiformes; Scophthalmidae. The transcript has 3 exons.
CUGGUGUGGGAUGACGUCAAAUUCAAGAUGGAUGGAAUCACGACCAGUGCGCAGAAAUCCACACAACACUGAAUAAAGUCCCGGCUGCGUGGAGGAGCGAGCGCGUUCGCGACGUGCAGGCACCACAGACUUCAGUCUCCAAAGUGACGAUGAAGUUGAAUCACCAACGCUCUAAAUCAGUUUCAUUAUGAUAUUGCUCAAGCCAUGGAGAGCCUAGUGCAUUACAGUAACCCCUCCCAUACCCUCUCGGUGUUAGGGGUUCUCAAUGAACAACGACUGCGGGGCCAGAUGUGUGAUGUUGUCCUGGUUGUGGCGGACCAAAAGUACCAGGCCCAUAAGAGUGUUCUAGCUGCCAGCAGUGAAUAUUUCCAGUCCCUGUUCACACGGAUGGAUGCAGAGUUGCUGAACGUUGUGAACCUUGACUUCUGUGAGCCUGAUGCCUUCGAAAUUGUUCUGAAUUACAUUUACUCCUCCUCGCUCUUUGUGGACAAAGGCAGCCUGGCAGUGAUUCAAGAGCUUGGUUACAGUCUUGGAAUCCCUUUCCUCACCAACAUCGUGUCAGCAAGACCACAUGCAUCAUACUGUGUGUCUAGAAAAAGGCUUUCAUUCUCAGAAGGGGAUGAGAAUGAUGUCCAGACAAGGAGUGUCAUUGUGUGUCGGGUGCGGAAUGACACAACACAUCCCUCUCGCUCAAAUUAUCAGAGAAAAACAUCAGAGAGAUCAUUAUCUCCCCACUCGACUCGAGAGUCAGCUCAGCCACCAUCAGAACACAACUCCCACGAAUCCGUCAGGAACUCUGAAUCCAGGAAAUCCUCUGAACAGAGGGAAGCUGCUGAGAGGAAGUUCACCUAUCCAUACACCUCCAUAUUAAAAGGGAAUUCCUCACACAUCACAUCUGUCAGGCCUCAGCUCACAUCAUCCGUUUCUUUCAGUGAUGCUGAAAUACAGCACAUCAGGAUGCAGUCUGGUACCGACUCGGUUACUAAAGAGGAGAAUGAAGAGCAGCACUAUCACACCAAAGUGCCCUUUGAGGGCCAGGCCAGUGAGCCAAGCCAGACCAUUGACAGGAGCGGGCCGCUCAUAAAAAGCCUUCUCCGAAGAUCAUUAUCCAUGGACAGCCCUGUUCCAGUCUUCUCUCCCACACUGGAGCUCAAGGAGCUGCAAAAUCGAGAACAGUCAGUUGUUAAAAUGGCAUCAAAAGCAUCUGGGCCAGAAACAUCUGCUCAAAAUGGCAAAUCAAAAAAAGCAUCUCCCCUGGUUCUCAGGCCAAAGUACCCCAGCGGGUAUGAUGAAGAAACUCAGGUAGAAAGAGAAGUCAGUGUGAAAGUUGAGCCGAGCAGUCCACUCGCCGACCCCAUGGACAUUAUCCGAAUUACAGUGGGAGAUGCUUUGCCGGUCAAUUUUAAAGACUUACAAACAAAUUAUGACCACGGUUCCAGGACAAACCUCAAUCCUCUGGGAAAAAGAAAGGACAGACCAGACAACAGAAGGUAUCCAUUCAAGAAGAGCAAUUUUUUUAAAGAUCGUACCCUCUCACCUGAAGAGAACAUGUCAGAAACUGUACCUCAGAUUGCCAACAAUGACUCCAAUGAGAACAUUGGGGAGCUGUCUCAGAACAAGAUUUUCAAAUGCUGGAACUGUCUGAAAGUUUUCAGGUCCAGUGCUGGACUCCAUCGUCAUGUUAAUAUGUAUCACAAUCCCGAAAAGCCGUAUGCUUGCGACAUCUGCUACAAGCGCUUCCAUACCAACUUCAAAGUGUGGACACACUGCCAAACUCAGCAUGGUGUUGUACAAAACCCAGCCUCGUCCUCCAGCUCCUCUGUACUGGAUGAGAAAUUUCAAAAGAAGUUAAUAGAUAUUGUGCGGGAGAGAGAAAUAAAGAAAGCUUUGCUUUGGAAGCUGAAGAGGAAUAAGCAGGGCUUGCAAUCUCCUGCACUUACCAAGAAGAGAUCUAGGCCCAGCUACAUAUGCCCUUACUGUGGGAAAGUAUUUGUGUUCCAGUCACAGUACAGACAGCAUUUAAGGACACAUCCUGCAAACAAAGCUGACCAGGACACCGCAAGUGAGAGCAAUCUCUACCAGGAACAGGCUGAGAUCAUUCAUCAGAGGAACACAGACACUGGCGAUUACUCCUGUAGACUCUGUAAUAUGAAGCUGUCGUCUCUCUUUGAGCAAGGCGAUCACGAGAGGGGCUGUAGACAUACAACAGUAUGCCCAUACUGUGGUCUCCGAUUUUCAAGUCCAACUGUAAAGAGGGACCACGAGGCACAUUGUAAGUACAAGAAACUCACGUGCCUGGAGUGUAUGCGGACCUUCAAAUCCUCCUUCAGCAUAUGGCGCCACCAGGUGGAGGUCCACAACCUUAACAUGAUGACUGCUAAGGACCAGAUUCACCUGAGGCAGCAAGAGAACAAUGAAGAGGCGUCUGAAAUUCUCAGGGAGGAGCAUUACAGUGAUGAGCCUCUAGCAACUGGGAGCUCAAGAGACAACAUCAGUUACAGUGACUCCUCAGGUCCACACAUGUAUGAUUCAGAAGACUCCUCAUCCUAUGUGCCUGAAGACUUGAGCAUGGGUCACCUUGGCAAGCUGGUGGUGAAGGAAGAGCCUUUAGAAGAGGCUGUGAGUGAGAUGGAAAACACAGAGACUGCCAAAUCUGGGUCUGAGGAACCCGGUGUGUGGCCAUGUGAGAAAUGCGGAAAUCUUUUCAGCUCUUGCAAAGACCUGGAACGACACCAGGAGCUGCUAUGCCACAUCAAACCAUUCAUCUGUCACAUCUGCAACAAAGCCUUCAGGACCAACUUCCGCCUUUGGAGCCACUUCCAGUCCCACAUGUCCACUGCUUACGAACCUGGAGCCAAAGAGAUCGACAGACACCCCUCGCCCCUGUCUCCCUCCCCUCCCAUGACUCCUCAAAACUCUGAGCGUCGCUCCCCACUGGCCACUGUGCUCCAACCCACCCAGCCGGCGCCAGCUGCUGCAACGAUGGCUGAGGAGUCCAGCAGCCCUGAGCCCUGCAGCUCGUCGGCAAGCAAGGCAAAGAGACCCGAACUUGAACGGCAACCCAGCAGCCACAGCCCUCUGUCAAAGUCGGACAGCAUGGAGAACACAGGUGGCCCUCAGGAAUCAGACACACUCUUUUACCACGCACCGUCUCUCUCUGCCCUGACGUUUAAGAGGCAGUACAUGUGUAAACUCUGUCACAGGACCUUCAAGACGGCCUUUAGUCUCUGGAGCCAUGAGCAGAGUCACAACCACAUGUAGGCAUCAGACAAGUUAUAGCAGUGUGUUUCUCCUGUAAGACAAUACCUAAUAUUAGAAUAAAUACACCUCAGCCUACAAAAGGAAGACUUUGAAUGUAUAGCUUAUUCGCUUGCCUCCAAUGUCAUAUAUUAAAAUGGCCAUGUUCAUUAGAGGUGUAAACGUGAAUGUGCAAUCAAGUGCUAGAUCCCCCUGUGAGACAAAUUGGUCAUAAAUGGUUUAUUUUACUUUCAAAUUGAUUUAUAAGCAUUUAUUUACUUUAAACCUAUUUAAGUUGUCUACUUGUAUUUAUCUACGUAGGUGUUUUGAGAAAAGAAGGUGCAGAGUUGCACCCCUCGGUGAAAGAAGGUACAGCUAAAUACACUGUUUUCCCAGUGUGUAAAAAAAGUGCUUUAAACUUUUGGAGGUUGCAGUUUAAAUAAAUAUUAGUGCUUUUGCUUUUGUAUCAGAUCUAUCUCUUGACGUGAGUGGCCUCAACAAUGUAUUCAAUAUGCACUUUGUUUAACAGUUUGAUUCUGUUAUAUGGGGUGAUUCAAUCCAAAAUGUUUGCUUGGAUCCUUGAGUUUCCAUUACUGAGGUUUUGGGCUGCAGAAGUAAAACAGUGACUAGGUGCAGUAUUAUCUGUUUUCUUUCUUCAUAGUUGGCAUUCCUUUGAAAUUUGUUCUCUCAUAUUUGAGUCUCAGACUGAUUGACCUUCCUUAUAAAAUGAAAAAAAAUGUUCUAAAACACAUUGUACGUGAGACUUAUCUUAGACACCUCUUGUUUAAGAGAUUGCGUCUCAGUAUGCUCCUUGAUUAAUUGCUUACUCUCUUCAUUCAGAUAGUUUACUUCAUCUUCCUUAUUGUUAGCCCUGUGAAUCAUUUAAAAAGAAUACAAGUGAAUGAGACAAUGCAAUCAUCAGUCAGAAGAUUAGAGAAAUAUUUUUUUUUUUCACAGGGUAUAUAAUGUUUCAAAUGUUGCUGAAAAAUCAUUUGUAAAAGAUGCUCAGGCCAGCUUACUUGUAAAAAUUGCUCAUCACAUCAGCUUCUAGAAAUCAGUCUGAAAUAUCCCCAGCAAGCAAACUUCCAGACAUCUUGCAGUAUAGUUAGCACACUGCAGUAUAGUAAUGCAAUUCAUGGUUAAACUCAGUUAAUGAAUAUAAACAUUAUAAUGAUAAUAAUUUGUGUAUAUUGGACUCAACUCCUUAUUCACUUAAGUCCGCCACCCCAGUGCAGCAGCAGUGUUGUGUAUGUAGAUACUCAUACACUGAUAGAUUUGUGCAAUUAAACAGGUGGAAAUUAACCAAGCUUUACAGUGCUUUGAUGGCCUUAUGCAAACUUUCAAAUCCUUUGUCACUAUUGUCACUUAAAGCACAAUAGACCUUCAGACGACUUAUGACUCAGGCAUUUUGAAUUUUCGGUGGUAAAGUCAAGAAGAGGGAGGUGAGAGAGAAUCAAAUCUGUUAUUCUUCGAAUGGUGAGAGAAUGUUCCCUCUUCCAAAAGGUUUAUUACUAAAGAUUGUGUUUUGAUUGUAUUCCAGUUGUUCAACAGUUGUAUUCUCGUACAAGUAUAUACUGCUUUGGCUUGACUGAUUAGAAGUUUGUCAUAAAUUAUUAAGAUUGCUACUAUUUGGGAGGGUGUUGAUUACGCCACAAAAAAUAUGGGAUUUUUCCCCCCCUCUUAAUGAGCUGCAUUGUGAUGUUAUAUUCAUUGGAGAAAUUCUGUAUUGUUAAAUAGUGCUCUUAAUUUCCUGUGAGAAACUUUUUCAAGGUUUCACAGAAAUGACUAGAAUUGUGUAUAUGGAAGUGUUUGUAUCCUCGAUUUUGUACAAUUUUGUUAGUAAACUAAAAAAGGUUUAUCUUUUUGGUAUUACUGUGCUCUCACUGCAAUAAUGAAUACUGUACUAUUUGUAUCAGCAUUGGUUGUAUUAUCGUUGCUUUUGGAGAUUUGCAGCUGUUUUGUGUUUAGGUUUUUCUACAGGUUUUGUGCUUCAUUUCUGUAAUAAAGAGUAACAAUGGAGAAUACAUGUA